Messenger RNA from Dipodomys spectabilis (banner-tailed kangaroo rat), 820 nucleotides. RefSeq lists its product as uncharacterized. The transcript is spliced from 7 exons. NCBI's taxonomy places the organism in Eukaryota, Metazoa, Chordata, Mammalia, Rodentia, Heteromyidae. The record is from RefSeq and is a predicted model, not a curated record. Bases 39 to 749 code for a protein of 236 amino acids.
UGCUGCAGUGAGUGGGCUGACCGGAAGUGGGUGCUGGGAUGAGUCCUCAGACCGGAAGUGGGCGCUGGGAUGAGUCCCGACACCGGAAGUGGGUGCCGGGCCGAGUCCUGUCACCGGAAGUGGGUGCUGGGAUGAGUCCUGUCACCGGAAGUGGGUGCUGGGAUGAGUCCUGUCACCGGAAGUGGGUGCCGGGCCGAGUCCUGAAACCGGAAGUGGGUGCUGGGAUGACUGUUCUGACCGGAAGUGGGUGCUGCGGCCCCGCGUUCCGGAACCUGCGCGUGGACCCCGCGGCGCGGCUGCUGACGUGGGACGGGCCCGAGGCGCGCGUGCGCUGCCUGCGCGGGGACGGGUUCGCGCAGCCGGAGCCCGCGGACGCGUCCGAGGAUCUGGAGGCCGCGGAGCCCGAGGAGACGGACGCGAACUCCUACACCAUCCGCAACCCCCCGCGCGCCUUCUCCCUGCAGCUGGGCAUGCGCAGAGCGCUGCAGGCCUGGGGCGCCUGGGGCCCCGCCCAGCGCGUCGCGUGCGUCCCCGCGUCGCCCCCCGCCGCGCCGCCGUGGCUGCCGGCCGCGCUGGGCAUGCUGGGAGCCGCGGGCGCCGCGCUGGCGGCGCUGCGCUUCCGCCGGAAGCUCUGCCCGCGCGUGCCUGAACCCCGACCCCUGACCCCUGACCCCGACGUCACCCCGACGCUGGCCCAGGAGGAGGAGUGCCCCGUGACCCCGCUGCGCGAGGAGGAGCGGGACGCGUGACCCCGGAAGUGGACGGGAGGGUCAAUAAACACAGCUGUCACUCAGGGCGACUCACUUCCGGCGGCGGGGAG